CCGAUAGCGUCUGAACCUGUCAGAUGGUUGACAUUGCGGAAAACGAAGCAAAGAUGGCUCACAUGAGGCCACCAGGUGGUAGUGUUGCUGCUGCCGGCGGCGGCCUCUCCGACGAGAACCGAGGUCCAUCCAAAGGUUUCGUGGUGAGGGAGGCUCCCUGGGCUAACACCAAUGAGAAAGCUCCUGACAUGAGCAGCUCUGAAGAUUUCCCAAGCUUUGGAGCUCCAGUCCCACAAAACUCUAUACAACACAUUUAACCUCACACUAACUGUUGAAUGGACUUUUUGUAAACAUCUGAUUAAAAUAC
This is a messenger RNA of Oryzias melastigma (Indian medaka), 307 nucleotides long. Its product is annotated as vigilin-like. The transcript has 2 exons. Bases 24 to 257 code for a protein of 77 amino acids. The record is from RefSeq and is a predicted model, not a curated record. NCBI's taxonomy places the organism in Eukaryota, Metazoa, Chordata, Actinopteri, Beloniformes, Adrianichthyidae.